This is a messenger RNA of Macrosiphum euphorbiae (potato aphid), 843 nucleotides long. The record is from the annotation of a GenBank genome assembly. NCBI's taxonomy places the organism in Eukaryota, Metazoa, Arthropoda, Insecta, Hemiptera, Aphididae.
AUGGCGACACUGUCGGAAGUCAUCUCGACGUUGAAGAAAAUGGCGCCGCUGUCCCUGGCAGAGUCUUGGGACAAUGUCGGUUUGUUGGUGGAACCGGACGUCCAGAAAUCUGUCAGCCGCGUUUUCCUCACCAACGAUCUGACCGAGGACGUGCUGGAGGAAGCCGUGAGCGUCGACGCCAAUCUCAUCGUUUCCUACCAUCCACCGGUGUUCGCUCCGUUUAAAAGAAUUACUUCGGACGCCUGGAAGAGUCGUAUCAUAAGUCGUUGUCUUGGCCGAGGAAUCGCUGUAUAUUCCCCUCAUACUUCGUGGGAUGCUGUAGAAAAUGGUUUAACCGAUUGGUUGAUAAGUUGUUUUGACGGUACGGUGUCUACAAUACAACCGCUAAAUAUAAAUCCAGAAUUUAGUCACGUCGUGACUUUAUCGGCAACUCUGAGCGAUAAUACUCUUUUGGGCGGAAAAGAAAUCAGAACCAUUGUAGAAUCAUCAGACUUUCAAGCCGACAAACACUUCAAAGUUGUAGGUUAUAACGAUUCUCAACUUCAACUGUUAUGCAAUUCGAGUUCUUUAGUGACGCUGAAUAAAGUUGCCAAGUUUUCAAAAUACAACCUUUUUUUUUACGCCAACAAAAAUGAAUCGUUGCCGUCGAGUUCUACGGGCUCCGGCCGUUGUUGUCAAUUUAGAAACGGACUGACGAUCAAUGCUGCCAUUGAAAAGAUCAAACGUCAUUUGGGCGUCGACAAUUUAAUGAUAGCGCUGGCCAGAGGAUCGACAUUAGGUAUAUUACAAUAUGAUUCAAUGAUUUUAUACUUAAAUAAAUCUAUUAACUAUCUAUUAAUCUAA